Molecule: messenger RNA, 5367 nt
Organism: Ixodes scapularis (black-legged tick)
Lineage: Eukaryota; Metazoa; Arthropoda; Arachnida; Ixodida; Ixodidae
Product: X-linked retinitis pigmentosa GTPase regulator
Exons: 18
Coding region: 216-2114 (632 amino acids)
Biological process (GO): ubiquitin-dependent protein catabolic process; protein ubiquitination
Molecular function (GO): ubiquitin protein ligase activity
Source: RefSeq, a predicted model, not a curated record
ACUCAUGGCUGCGUUUGCGCGAGCGCGGCCGAAUCCGCACAUGCUAAACAGAUUCAUGGGAGUGUACCUUGCUUGAUCCCGUUCGCGUUCUCUGCGUUACGCGUUGCAUGUUCCGUCCCCUGAUCGCGCGUUCCACCCGGUAAUUUGUAUCGACCACCGCUUAACCCAUUUCCGGGCGUUGCUGGGCGUCUUCCACGACCGAAACGAAACCGAGGAUGACAGCUGAUGAGGAAGAAGACAUCCCAGGAACCGGAGCGGUAUGUACGUUUGGCAAGUCGAGAUUUGCCGGCAAUCUGCCCGGGAUGUUCUGGGUGAAAAAUGAUCCUGUCAUCCAUGUGGCAUGUGGAGAUGAGCACUCCGUCUUUAUCACUGCCGAAGGACGUGCUUUCAGUUUUGGAAGCAACGGGUACGGCCAGUUGGGCCUUGGCCACAAGAACCCGGUGACACGUCCCAAGUGUAUUAAAGGCCUGAAGGACCAUCGUGUCGUCUUGGUGGCGUGCGGAAGGGCUCACACUCUGGUCGCGACAGAUGACCUCAAGGUUUAUGGCUUCGGCAUGAACACGGAGCAUCAGCUUGGCCUGGACUCUCAGGAGUUCCAGCACACCGAGCCUGCCCUUAUCCGUUCCCUCACUGGCCUGCAAAUCAAGCAGCUGGCUGCUGGAGCCGAGCAUUCUGUUGCUCUCACGGACAAGGGAGUCGCCUUCGUCUGGGGCUGUGGCAAGGAGGGUCAGCUGGGCCUCGGAACAAGGCCGAGCGUCCCCGAGCCGCUGGAGCUCAAGGUCGACAUCAGGAUCAUGAGUGUUUCGGCCGGGUACUACCACACCGCAAUAGUCUCUGUGGACGGCAUCCUGUACACGUUUGGAGAGAGGGAUGGAGGAAAGUUAGGCCUGCCCAAAACCCUGUGCUGCAAGCGCUACAACAAGCCCACCGAAGUCUCCACCAUCCCGGGGAAAAUUGUGUCCGUCUCGUGUGGGGGAACGCACACUAUGGCCCUGACUGCCGAAGGCAAGGUGUACGCCUUUGGUGAUGGCCGCAACGGGCAGCUCGGCCUGGGUAACAAGACGACGCAGAGCAGCAAGCCACAGCCCAUCCCGUUUCCCGAAGGGAUCAAGAUUGCCAGGGUGGUCUGCGGGGAGAGCCACACUGCCUUCCUCUCCGAGAAGAGGCAGCUCCUGACUUGCGGCGAUUCCCGCCACGGCAAAUUGGCCCAUCCCACGGAGGACUCCCCUACGAACAAGUUCAAGCCCACCUUGGUUGAGGACCUCCUCCCUUACCAAGUCCAGCAGGUUGCGUGUGGAGGCUGCCACACACUGGUGCUGGUCGUCCCGGGCGCUGGUCACGAUGCUGGCGUGCCACACGGCACGGGUGCAGCUGGCGACGGAGCACCCGCCCGUCUCAAGCCUCGUCAACGAAAGCAAACCACGAUGAUAGAAAACGAUGACCACGACGACGUCGAUGGCUGUGAAGAAGACGCACGAGUGACUGCGAGGGUGCUCGGAGAAACCGGCAGGCAGCCUAAGAGAAGGCCUCUGCUCCUGGAGGUCGAGGCCGACACCACCAUCCGCCACGUCGACAGCGACGUCAGCGACGACGACACUUCCGAGAUGUCUGUGCUGAACAAGACCCAGAUCAUAAACCACAUUGGAUCGAAGGAAAUACUGUCGGCGUUGGAACACGAAGAGAGGCCCCUGGCUUUAAAAGGGGAGGCCCCCAAGCCGGCUCAUAAGGCGCUUCAAAAUGGCGACAAGGGAAAGCUCAAUGGACCUAAAGAAGAGCCUGCUGUACUGAAGGCCUCCGUUUCGGAGACACCGAAGAAAAUAGUAACCGCCGCCGUGGCCACCGUCACGACGUCCGACCACAAGACAGACAGCGAGGCGGACGAGAGGCACGAAAAGGUCAGGUGGCUGCCGGCAUACAAGGACUCGCCCAAGCACCGCAAGGAGCUCGAGAAGGCCGCCAAGAAGGAAAAGGAGAAAGGCACCCCCACCAAGCGAUUUGGAAAGAAGAAAAAAGAUGGUGAACAAGAGAAAGACGGUGCAAAAGGUGACGCAAAAGAAGACGAAACAGAUGAUGCCAAGAAAGACUCCAAGUCGUCGACCUGCGUAAUCAUGUGACCAUGUUCGAUGGAAACGCCUCCAAGACCUAGGCACUUCUGCGGUUUGUUUUUUUCGUCGGCUUCCCAAGAGUUUUUGCUGCAAAUUGCUUUUCGGCCUUGUCAGCCCGACGCCUGUUCCUGGAAACCCGGCUUUUGUUCUUGGCAGCUACGGGCCAUGGCACGGAACGUCGAUUUCAUCACCUAGUGCUUGAUGUUCCGUCACAUCGUUUCGAGUGUCUCUGCGCGCGUUUGCGCUUCGUUAUUGGCAGCUUCGACACAGUCCCGUCCCCUCACUUCAGUUUAGGCAGUUCUGUUGAGAGAUUUGUUGACUGUUUGUUAAAUGUCUAUUUUAUCUGCCUCUAAAGUAUAUAUAUAUAUACAUAUAUGUAUAAGGUCCAAGUUUACCUCAAAAUGCUUUUUUUGUUGUUUUUAGUCUGUUUCAUUAUUAUUAUUGCAGCUAGAUAUGAAUGUGUUAACGAGCCUUAGCACCCUAGCAUUUAUUUAUGAUACUCAAAAAUCGUACUUCUACCUUUCAUGUUUUUUGCUUUUUUUUAUAUGAUACCGGUUAUUUUUGCAGGUAUUGGUAUACUGGCUAAUGCACACUUUUUCUCCCUCCCCCCCCCCCCUCCCAAAAAGGUUUUAGUUGUACAUAAGUAAUGUGUUGCUAUUGUUGGCACAGAUAACCUCUAUACCAAUAUUUUUUUUUUAAUAGCUUGUUCUUGUUUUUAGUUGCUUGUAACCCUGUUCCUAAAUCUAGCUGGAACAUCCAAAACUUCCGUUUGACGUCGUCGAAUCUCUGGCGAAUGUUCUUCACUGACCAAGUUUUCAAAAAAUGUUUUGCUAGGCAUAUGGAGACGAACACGACAGUACAACCGACCCCAGGCGUGCGACAGACAACUCUUAGAGUAGAUUGUUUCUUUGUUGAAGCAGCAAAAGGCCAAGUUUCGCAGGAUUUUUCGAGAUUGCCUUUGACGAGUCAGUAAUUUUGGUUAUUUCCAUUGCUGCCUGCAUCCCGGUUCGUAAACCCCGGUCUUAACCGACGUGCACCCUGCGCAGUCUGCUAUGAAUGUGCUUGGUUGUGUCAUCACAAGGGCCCUGACGGAAUGCUUUGAACUGCGACUGUAGCUACACCAUAUAUCUUAAUUCAACAAGCGAGGGGUAAUUCGCGACAAUUCGCAAAGAGCCAGACUUUUUUUUUUUACUACGGUUCUUGAGAUGAAUGUGAGCAUAGUUUGCAAGUAGCUACCUUUGUUAUUUUUUUUUUAACAAACAUUGGUUACGACGUUCUGAUGAAUAAUCUUACCUUCGUGCAAAGCGUGAUUGCACGUUGGACUACUUUGCGAGCCGAGCCUUUGUUUGCAAAGCGAGCCAAUGCAGUUGUGAAACGCACUCGAUUUCGCUUGUGUAACUUCUAGGAGAAAGGAAGCGCGGGUGACGUAAACGACAGGCCCAGUUUGUACGUCGUUUCUUCCUCUUUGACAAGUGAGCAUUGCCUAGUCUCUGCAUUUGCAAGCCAGCCGUACACUCCGACGCCAAGUCUUCUUCAUGCUGACCUACAUACAUGCUUUGACAAUUGACAGUCUUUAGGUUCGACGGGUUGCAGCGGUGAAAACUGCCAGCAAGACAUUAGUAGCAGCCAAGUUCGACGUUGCACUUUGUAGGACGAGUUUUCCGAGCUACCGUAGAUUGCUAAUGCGCAAGCUUCUCUUGUGGACUGCUUUCACCUAUAUUUGUACCAUCAGUACUAUUUUUGUACACGGACAUAAUUUGAAGACCUCAUCUCAUGUCAACUGGUGAAGGACCAAACAGCCGAAGACUUCCGCUGCCCCAGAUUUUCUCUAUUUGCUGCCUGCAGGAGCCCAAAUGCGGUAGUGGUUUCUUUAGAUCUGAACAAAUCUCAUACUUAAGGGGCAGCUGCAACUAAUUAUUACUUUGCUUGUUAUGUUUUUAUUGGGAAAAGCAUGCCAAGAAGGCUGUGUGUGAUUUUUGAUGCAGCAACUGUAAGCUUGUUGGCUGAAACAGAAGCUAAAAAAAGAUCAAAUUGCCAAAUGAUGCCCUGGCAAGACAAAAAUAAUGUGAAGAAGUUUAUAAGAAUUAAGUGGCAGAUAUGACAAGAUAAGCAAUACCUUCCUUGUCCUAUUAAAUGGACAGCCACAAGACCGCCACUUAAAGCUUCAAAUGAUGUCGCUGAGACUUUGACACAUGCCUAAAAUCAAACUUGACAUUUUUUGUUUGUUUCUUAUUUUGGUAUUUUACAAUUAUUGACAUAAGGGCUCAAGAAGCAUCCGGAUACAUUUUCUGUUGCAGCUGACUAUCAAAGUUGAGCCCUAAUUUUAUUUUCAGGUCUUUGUUUCACUCAGAGUGAGCCGCUCCAAUUUGAAAGCCCAGCCAAUAUUAUUGUUUGGCACACUUGCUUCGACAGCAGCUGCUGGAUGUUUAGGGCAUGCAUUGAUGCAAAGCUUUAGCACUGCCUCUCUGCUGCAUGUUCACAGUUUCUAAUAGUCAGCUAAAACAUCUAGUUCUAUGUCUGCGUAGAAUUGCGCAUCAUCGGUUUCACUCUGGGUGCAUAGAACCAUUGUGUAGCCGACUUCAACACAAAAAAAAAAUGUCGUUCAAUUGCAGUGUGUGUGUGUGUGUCUGCACAUUCUGUGACAUGGAGUAUUUUACAAGUGUUCUUUCACAAAGUGACGUGCUUCAUUGUUUCCAAGACAACACUGUUGGUGUUCACAUUGUUUUUCUUUUUGGUUGUUGUUGAAGGUUUCAACUUUUUCGUAACAGUGGCCUUUGGUGCUGCGAUUUUGCCACCUAGUACAUAUUUAAAAGCAAUGCAAAGAAAAAAAAAAAAAGCUAAAAGCCACAAAGACAGGUUUUUUUAUUGCCACUAGAGCUAUCGCCGGAUCUGUAUGGUAAACAUGCGCCUGCUGCCUUAGAAUGCCGUGCCUAUCAUUGGUGCCUCUUCUCUAAAGCGUCAGUGGAAGUGUGUCGACCGCACUCACUUGUAAAGAAGCAAGCGUGGCUCAAACUUUUUGCCGUAUGUUUGUGCGGUGCGCUUUUUUCGGCGUCUUCAAGUUCUAGGACCUUUUGCACUCUCGGUGUCGAGCUUGCGAGAUCUGAAUGUUCAACGACCGGCCUUUCCGUGCGGAAGAGCCAAAGUGGUGUGUCUGUUGUAUGCACAAAUUUGGUUGGAAAUUUUAAAAUGCUAUACUGGCUGCCUAUGGUAUACACCAUUUAAUGUUGCGAGUUAUGUAUGGAAUAAAUAUUUUACAAAGGUA